Closterium sp. NIES-67 is the source of this 10038-nucleotide messenger RNA. The record is from the annotation of a GenBank genome assembly. Lineage: Eukaryota; Viridiplantae; Streptophyta; Zygnematophyceae; Desmidiales; Closteriaceae.
CAACCAAGGGUAUUACCAGUGAACCUAUCGCAAUGGCGGCGACGCUUUCUUAUCUCCUGUCUCACCUUUUAUGGAUUUUCCUUCGACGAAAUAAGGGUUUCCUAGUGUAACCCGCCAGCUGGUUCUACAGCUACUCUGGCCUGAAAUGCUGAGGUUUUUAGACCGACCUCAUCAAACCAGAGCAAUUAGACUUCCUGUUGCUGAUAUAGCCGACGUAUGUCUUUACUAUCGCGCACCCUUGUGUGUCUCGAUUUCGUGCGAUUUCCCCUUAGCCGGCACCUUUAUCAUAACCCUAGCAAUUAGGGUGUUUUAUUUGAAAAUCGGCGGUCAAGCGGUUUGUUUCUAUAGAACUAGUUUCUUCUUCCGUUGCUUGGGGUUUCUUAUUAUCUGUUAACUCCAGGUAGUCCUCCGAGCGAUGGAGGUCACCAGCAAAGCCGCGAGGGAGGGGUCCCGCGCUGGCGGGGGAGGCGAAGCCUCCAGCGCGGGCGGGGAGAAGAAGGUGAAGGUGAUGCAGCGCGGGCACGGCAUUGCGCACCUGGAGAAGCUCCGCCUGCAGGAGUUGCGGAACGCGGAGCUAGAGCGGUCGCAGCAGCAGCAACAGCAGCAGCACCAGCAGCACCAGCAGCAGUUAAGACAGCUACAGCAGCAUCAGCAGCAGGAUCCCUCGAGCCUCUUAACCUCUUCCGCUACUGCUAUUCAAGCGCUAGGGCUCGGCGGACUUUUCUCCUUUUCGCCCUCCGUCGCUUCCUCCUCCCUUGCGUCUCUCUCCGCCCCUCUCGGCCCGCAUUCCGACAGCCUCGCGACAGCGGCCGCGGCGGCGGCGGCGGCGGCAGCUGCGUCCGAUCCGCUGUUGAGCAUCGCCGCGCGAAGGCAGUUGUCGCUGCUCGCGGCGUCGCGGUCGUUGUCAAGCGACUUCGUGGAUCGAAUGCGCGUGGGCGGAGACCGAUCUGUGGGCGGAGGAGGGAGCGGGGCUGGCGGAAGCUUAGGCGGAAGCAUUGGCGGAAGCUUGGGCGGGCUGGGUGCGGCGCUUGGGGGACUGAGCGGAACGACGGGGAGCAGUGCCGAGGGAAACGAGCGGGUUCCGCUAGACGUGGUUAUGGCAGCGUCGGCAGGCGCAGCUUUGGGUAGAGACGGAUUCCACAUGCUCGGCGGAGGCUUGGGCGGAGGCUUGGGCGGAGGCGGGGGUUCAAACCUCGACGUGGGGGCGUUUGGCGGAGCAGGGGGGCCGGGGGGCGGCAGUGUGGCCAUUGGGGCUGGGUACAACUCGUGGGAGGUCGACAGCAGCUCGCGCACCCCAGGCUCCCGCGGAACUGGGCUCGGCGCAGCAGCAGCAGCAGCAGCAGCUGCAGCGGCGGCGGCGGCAGCAACAGCAGCAGCGGCAUCGGCAGCAGGCGGGACGUCAGGAAUAGCAGCAGGGGCAAUGCCAGGGGGAGGACUUGCUGGUUCAACCCCCCCGGCUGCUGCGUCUGCUGCUUCCCACGGGCUAUCAAAUCUCGCCUCAGGCGCGAGCGCUGGCGGGGGGAGCGCGGGUACGGGCGCUGGGCCUGCGGGUAUGAGUGGUGGGGGAGGCGGUAGCCCCCUUGGCGCGGGGGGGAGCUCGCUCUCCGCCCAUCUACCCAGCGCCACGCCUCUUUCCGCCACUGGCGUGGGCAGCUCCCGAACCGUGUCCGAGCCUGUGAGUGGAGCUUCGGCAUCGCUCAUCGCGUCCCUAUCCUCCCGAAUCCUCGCCGAAGCUCACUUGCGCGAGGCAGCAGCAGCAGCAGGUGGUGCUGGUGGCGCUGGUGGUGCAGGGUCUGCAGCAGCAGCCGCAGCCGCAGCAGCAGCGGCGCAUUUUAGUAACCUAAACGCAGCAGCAGCAGCAGCAGCAGCACACCUAGGAGAUCUAGGAGACCUAGGAUCAACAGCAGCAGCAACAGCAACAGCUGCAGCGGCAGCGGUAGCAGCAGCAGCAGCAGCAACGGCAACCACCGCCCAGCUCUCCUCCUUCCAUGGCCAGGCGUUUUCCCCAUCCUCUCUAGCCGACUCUCUCCUCUGGAAUCGUCUCAAUACGGAAUCUCAUCUACAGGACUUAGCCCAAAGGGACUUAGCCCAACGCGAAUUAGCCCAGCGGGACCUAGCCCUGCGGGAAUUGAAGGCAGAGUCCCACCUCCGGGACUUGAGAGCAGCGGACCUAGCCCUGCGCCUGCAGCUUGAGGGGCGGUUAGGCCCGCUGGAAGCAGCUCGGCAGCUGGAAGCCGCCAGGCAAGCUGCUGCGGGGCUCCUGGGCGGAACAGGAGCAGGGGCGGGAGGGGGAGGCGGGGGAGGCGGAGAAGGUGGGGGAGGUGAGAUGCAAGGGAGGCGUGAGUCCGUUACUGCUGCAGCAGCAGUGGCAGUGACAGGAAGGGAAGUGGGACAGGUGGAGGAGUGGAAAGCAGGCCACGAUUGGGAUGUGGUUCGGGAACCGAGGCUGGCGAAAGGGCGGGAAGUGGGGCCGGCGGAGGUUCGGGAAGUGAGACCGGCGGAGGUUUGGGAUGUGGGUCAGGUGGAGGGACGGAAAGUGGGGAACGAUUGGGGAUUGGCUCGGGAAGUGAGACCAGCGGAGGUUCGGGAAGUGAGACCGACGGAGGUUCGGGAAGUGAGACUGGCGGAGGGUCGGGAGAAGAGGCGGAAAGACGAAGAAGAGGAGGAGGGGGGACGAGGGAUUGAGGCGAAGAGGGGGAGGAGGGAGGAGGUGGGAGGGGAUGUGACGGGUGGGCGGGACGAGGGAAUGAGAAUGGAGGGAAGGGGAGAGGGGCAGGCGCAGGUGCAGGAGGUUCUAGCUCUUGCAAACCGCUUUGAGGCGCCUCACACUGGGCAGGAGGUUCAGACUCCGGCGAAUCGCUUUGAGGCGCCUCAAACGUUGCAGGAGGUCCAGGUUCCGGCGAAUUUCUUUUUGAAUAGAUGGGCGAGUUUGGGCCGGAGUAACAGGGAGUCGGAAACGGCAGCUGGAGGAUCGCUUGUAGCAGCACUCACAGCAACAGGAAGAGGAGCACCCACAGCAACCACAACAACAGCCGGAGCAGCAGCAGCAGCAGCAGCACCAGAACCAAUAGUACCACCACCAGCAGCGGCAGCAGCAGCAGCAGCAGCAGUAGGAAGGGAAGGGGCUUUGCCAGUGCCAAAGGUUUUGGUGAAGCAGGAAAGAGAGGAGGGGCUGACUGCCUUUGAGUCGGGUCAAAGGAAAAGAGAGGAGGGGCAGGGUGCUGGAGGAGGGAAGCAGGUAGGGUUGGGAAUGGAACGAGGGUAUACCUCGGGUGGACCUAGUGGUGCUGAUGCUGCUGGUGGCUCUGCUGCUGCCCCUGCUGCGGCCCGUGCUGCCGCCUCUGCUACAGCUGCUGGUUUAGGUGGUGGGUCUGCUAGUGCCCCUGCCGCUGCUGCUGAUACUAUGGGGGUUGAGGCUAAGUGGUGGCGGCGGGUGUCACUUCAACUGGAGGACGCAGGGCUAAGCGGCAGGCGGGAGGACACAGGGCUAAGCGGCAGGCGGGAGGACACAGGGCUAAGCGGCAGGCGGGAGGACGCAGGGCCAAGUGGCAGUGGCGUGGGGAGUGUGGGAGGGGUGGGUUCCUCCGGUGGUGGUGGUGGGGGUGGUGGGGCUGGUAAUGAUGUGGUUAGUGGGAUCAGUGGUGCUGCUGCUGCCACAGAUGCGGCUACAGGUGCUGCUGCUACAGAUGCUGCUACAGGUGCUGCUACAGGUGUUGCUACAGGUGCUGCUACUGGUGGUGCGGCUACUGGUGGUGCCACAGGUGCUGCAGGUAAGGAGGAGGGAAGGACGGCUGGGAAGGGAAGAGCCGAGGAGAAGAGAAGGGUUGGGGAGGAGGAGAGGAGUGUGGGCGCGGAGAACAAACGGUUUGGGGAGGUGCUGAGGGGUGUGGGGGCGGAGAAGAAAUGGUGUGGGGAGGAGGAGAGGAGUGGGAAGAAGGAGAGGAGUGGGGAGGAGAAAAGGAGGGCGGGGAAGAAGAGGAGAGAGGAGGAAGAUGCAAUGGUUGAGGAGCAGAGGGCGGAGAGGGCAGAGACGGGAAUGGCGAGGCAGGGGAGAGUUGAGGAGGAGAGGGUAGUCCAGGAGAAGACAAGAGUACAGGAGAAGACAAGAGUACAGGAGAAGGCUACAGCUGAGGACGAGAGGGCAGGGGAGGAGAGGGUAGCUCAGGAGAAGGCAAGAGUAGAGGGGAAGGUUAUACCUAGAGAAGAGAGGGUGGUGGAGAGGGUAGUGGAGGAGAUUUUAGCAGAGAAGAGGGUAGGGGAGGAGAGGGGGGUGCAGCAGGAGAGGGUAGUGGAGGAGAGGGUAGUGGUGGAGAGGGUAGUGGAGGAGAGAUUAGCAGAGGAGAGGGUAGUGCAGGAGAGGGUAGUGGAGGAGAGGGCAGUGCAGGAGAGGGUAGUGCAGGCGUUGAGGCGCAACAUGGUGAAGUGCUUUGGGAAGGAAGUGGCUCAGCGGAUCUUUGCAGCGGUGCAAUCACAGGAGGAGGAGUGUGCGCAGCAGAUUGGCCAGCUGCAUCAAUUGCAUGAAAGGCAGCAGCAGCUUCUUUCGAGCCUACCAAAACGAUCAGCAGGAGCCUCCCCUUCGACAGGAGUCGUUCCAUCAACAGGAGCCUCUCCUUCCUCCGUGUCUCCUGCUGUAGCAACUUCUGCCACCCACCCUCCUCCUCCUCCUGCUGCUGCUCCUCCUGCUCCUCCUUUUUCUCCUCCUCCUCUUCCUCCUCCUCGCUCCUCCUCCCGCUCCCCUCUCCCGCGCUCCCCUCUAUCCUGCAACAGGCCCGCACCCACGUUUAACCCGCCUGAGAGCUGGGCUCGGGCCGUCUAUGCGUCCAACGGCGCCCCUGACCUCAAUGCAGAUCCUGAAGCUGAUCUCGCGGGCGCUGGCUCUUCAGACGCAGGAGCAGGCGCAGGCACUACGGGAGCAGGAACGGGCGCAGGAGCAGGAGCAGGAGCAGGAGCAGGAGCAACAGGAGCAGGAGCAACAGGAGCAACAGGAGCAACAGAAGCAACAGGAGGAGCAGGAGCAACAGGAGCAACAGGAGCAACUGGAGCAGGAGCAACAGGAGCAACAGGAGCAACAGGAGCAAUAGGAGCAACAGGAGCAACAGGAGCAGCAGGAGCAAGAGAAAAAGGCGCAGGAGAGACAGGAGAAGCAAGAGCAGGAGCAGCAGGAAGCACUUUGGGUGAUGGGGAUGAUGGGAAGAAGCACUUACAGCAUGACCCUGGCAGCCUUCACCUUUUUAGAAAGAGGGGCCAUCCUGAUUCCAAUAGAGAGGAGAGAGCGGAUGAAGCAGAGAGAGAGGGGGCAAACGAGAGAGGAGAAAGAGGAGAUCGGGAGCACGGUAGGUCGAGCAAGAGGGGUAGGGGAGGCUUGGAUUUCGACCUGGAGUCCGAACCUGCUGCUGAGGCUCGGACAAAUGGGAGUAGGUCAGGUUUUGAUCUGGAGUCCGUUCCAACGGCUGAGAUUGAUGAGGGAGGAGGCGGAGGAUCUGGACGGCAAGGGCUUGACUUGGAGCAGGAUCCAACGGCUGAGAUGGCAUCAGAGGAAGAUCUACGGCCGGGAAGGGUAGCAGGAGUCUGUAACGAUUACCUUGAGCUGAACUUCGGCUUCAAGGGGGCAGAAGAGAAAGCUAGAGAGAGGAUUGGCAGCAAACUGGGGACUGAAGAGAGUGCCAGGAAAGGCACAGAGGAGACUGACACGAAGACUGACACGAAGACUGACACAAGGGCUGACACAAAGACUGACACAAAGACUGACACAGAGCCUGGCACAACGCUGCACACAGAGCCUCGCGUAGAGCCUCGUGUAGAACGCCACCCAACAACACUUGAGAUGUGUCACAGGGAUCACGCUGAGAUUGGUACAGAGGCGCGCACAGCGAUGGGCCCUAAGCCUAUGGAAGCAAGCAGAAAGGAGUUUGGUGCAGGGCUAUGUCUGUCUCAGCCUAGCAGGGAACGCAAACGAGGAACUAGUGUAGACGCCAGUAACGCCUGUGACGCUGGUAACACCGGUAACGCCAGUAACACUGGUAGCGCCAGUGUAGUGAGUGUUGAGGCGGCUCAAGAGUUGAAUACAGAGAGAGCUGAGACUGCAACGUUGAAGAGGAUGGGUCUGGAGGGGCCUCAGGUGUGGAGCAGAAAGAAAGGUGCAAGUGAAACGCUGGGGAUGAUGGGUCUUGCGGCGCCUCAAGAGUUGAAUACAGAGAGAGCUGCGACUGCAACGUUGAAGAGGAUGGGUCUGGAGGGGCCUCAGGUGUGGAGCAGAAAGAAAGGUGCAAGUGAAACGCUGGGGAUGAUGGGUCUUGCGGCGCCUCAAGAGUUGAAUACAGAGAGAGCUGCGACUGCAACGUUGAAGAGGAUGGGUCUGGAGGGGCCUCAGGUGUGGAGCAGAAAGAAAGGUGCAAGUGAAACGCUGGGGAUGAUGGGUCUUGCGGCGCCUCAAGAGUUGAAUACAGAGAGAGCUGCGACUGCAACGUUGAAGAGGAUGGGUCUGGAGGGGCCUCAGGUGUGGAGCAGAAAGAAAGGUGCAAGUGAAACGCUGGGGAUGAUGGGUCUUGCGGCGCCUCAAGAGUUGAAUACAGAGAGAGCUGCGACUGCAACGUUGAAGAGGAUGGGUCUGGAGGGGCCUCAGGUGUGGAGCAGAAAGAAAGGUGCAAGUGAAACGCUGGGGAUGAUGGGUCUUGCGGCGCCUCAAGAGUUGAAUACAGAGAGAGCUGCGACUGCAACGUUGAAGAGGAUGGGUCUGGAGGGGCCUCAGGUGUGGAGCAGAAAGAAAGGUGCAAGUGAAACGCUGGGGAUGAUGGGUCUUGCGGCGCCUCAAGAGUUGAAUACAGAGAGAGCUGCGACUGCAACGUUGAAGAGGAUGGGUCUGGAGGGGCCUCAGGUGUGGAGCAGAAAGAAAGGUGAAAGUGAAACGCUGGGGAUGAUGGGUCUUGCGGCGCCUCAAGAGUUGAAUACAGAGAGUGCUGCGACUGGGACGUUAGGGAGGAUGGGUCUGGAGGCGGCUCAAGAGUUGAUGAGGCAGAAAGGUGAAAUUGAUACGUUGGGGAUGAGUCUUUCGGCACCUUGUGAGUUGAAUACAGAGAGAGUUGGGAGUGGAACGUUGAGGAUGCUUUUAUGGGGGACGGAUGAGGCGGGGAGCGGGGAGAGGCGCCCGGAAGGGGAGAAAGAGGAAAGUAAGAGCGGGGAAGGGGAGGAGGAGAAAGGGGAGAAGGAGAGAGGGGAGAAGGAGAAAAGGGCGAAGGAGAAAAGGGAGAAGGAGAAAGGGGAGGAGGAGAAAGGGGAAGUGAAGAAAGAGGGAGGAGGAAUGGUCGAAGGGGAGGAGGAACGGAAACGAGAAGGCACGAGUAACGAAGGGUUGCCAGGAGAAAGGGAGAAGAAGGAGAGGGAGACUGAGAGAAUAAAGGACGAGGGAAUGAAGAAGGUCACGAAGGAUGCAGUCACAGCAGGGGAGGAAGGUGAGAAAGAGGAGCAAGCGAGAGGGGUUAGGGAGACGGAGGAAAGAAAUAGAGGCGGAGAAAAGGAUGCAGUCACAGCAGGGGAGGAAGGUGAGAAAGAGGAACAGGGGAGAGGGGACGAGAGGGAUGCAGUUACAGUGGAAGAGGAAGGAGAGAAGGUGGCAGAGGGGAGAGGGGACGAGAGGGAUGCGGUUACAGUGCAAGAGGAAGGAGAGAAGGUGGCAGAUGGUGAGGGGAAGAAACCUCAUGAGUUUAGAGGAGUGAGGGAGAGGAAGGGAGGGGAAGAAGGAGUACAGGAGAUGAGGGAAGGGAAGGAUGCAGUCACAGCAGGGGAGGAAGGGGAGAAAGGGGGAGAUGGUCAAGAAAAGAAACUUGAUGAAUUCUUGGGAGAAGGGGAAGAGGGGAAGGAAGGGGAGAAAGCGGAGCCGGAGAGAGGGGGAAAGGAGGAGGAAAGUGAGGGAGUGGAACAGGAGGAAGAGAACAAGGAGCAGGAGGUAAGGCAGGAAGAGCAGGAGGAAGGGAAGGACGAAGAAGGGGUUAAAGUUGAAAGGGGAAACAAGGAAGCGGAUAAAGAGGAGAUGGGGAAAGGGGAGAGAGGCGAAGGGCGAAGAGGGGACGGGAAGAGCCAGGAAAGCGAGCGAGACUAUGUGGGAGGCACGGAAGAGGAAAGGGAGAAGGAGGAAGGGGAGAAGGAGGAAGGGGAGAGGGAGGAAGGGGAGAAGGAGGAAGGGGAGAAGUUGGCAGAGGGUAAAGCAGAGGCUGGAGGUGAUGAGAACAGGGUGAGAAGGGAGGAGGGAGAAGCGGUGGUAGAGAAUGCAAGAGAGGAGGUAGGGAAGCGGCCACGGAAAUCGGAGGAAUUAUACGGGAGGGAUGCGACGAAGGGCAGGUCUGAGGAGAAGCCAGGGAAGGAUGUGCUCCUAAAGGAGCAGGAAGUGAUAGUAAAGGAAGAGGGGAAGGAGAAGCAUGUAGGGUCUGACGGGAGAGAGGGGGGGGGAAGAAGUGGGAUUGACAUCCGGCUUGGGAAUGAGCUGGGGAAGGAGAUAGAGAAGGCAGCGCUGGAGAAUGUGAGCAAGGCAGAGCUCGGUGUGACUGACGGGAUAGAGACAGAAGGGGUGGAGAAGGGGCGGAUUAUUGGAGAAGAGAAAGAGGGUGAAGAGACGCCAAGAAAAGAAGCGGAAGAGAACGUGGCGGAAGAGAGGGCGAGGUUUGCUCCCACGCUUAAUCCGGAGAAAGUGGGAGGGAGAGAGCUCAGCGGAGGAGGGAGGAAUGUCGAGUCGACGUCCGUGCCUGGUAGUGCAGGGAGUGGAGGGAAGGGUUUGGAGGGGCGCUCGCAGGGAGCUGAAGGAACGGAGGGUUUGAGCGAGUGUGCUGGUCUAUAUGAGGUUGAAGUGGCAGGGAAGGGUGAUAGACAUGCUCAUGCUGCUGCUCCUGCCGCUGCUCCUGGUGAUUGUGCUGCUGUUGGUGGUGAUGGUGGUGGUGGUGCCAUUCCUGGUGCUGCUGGUUCUGCUGCUGGUGGCACUGAUGGUGGUGGUGCUGCUGCUGUUGCUGCUGUGGCUACUGAUAGAGUAGCUAAUGUGGGUGGGGACGGGCAUGGUGGUUCUCCAGAGGACAAUAGACAGCGAGAGGGCGGUGGCACAAUGCAGUGUGACUCUAUCAAGGGUGACUCAAGAGAGUGUGGUCCCAGCGGUGCUUCUGAUGGGGCACAAGCUGCACUAGACUUGGGGAAACUUGAGGCUGGGGAAAGAAAGAGAGGGAAGUUGGAUUUGGGGGAAGCGAGAGAGGGUGGUAAGGCAGUGAAGCGGAGGGAAGAUGAGGAGGGGGAAGUUGAUAAAGGGGAAGGAAGAUGAGACGGGGAAGGAGGAAGAGAAGAGCCGCAGCAGGCAGCAGGUCUAGGGAGGAAGCAGGCACUUCGGCCGCAGCAGCGGCAGCAGCAGCAGCGGUCGCAGCAGUACAACAAGAGAAAGGGGGAGCGGCCAAAGUGGAGGAGGGAGGUGAGAAGAAGGGACGAGUAGAGGAUGAAGCUAUGCUUGCCAUGAGCUUGUAGCCUCCAUCCAUGUGGGUAUUCGGUUGGUGCAGUAAUGGAUGGUAGUACUAGCCUAGCUUGGGUAAGAAAGGGCAACGAGGAACAACAGAUAAUUGCAGUGCAUCUGCAAGGGGACGAGUGCAGGAGAUGUGAAAAAGUGGGAAUGGGGACGAGUGAGCAAGAGAAAGGAGGUCAUGGGGUAGGGGCUCAUUAAAAAGGAAUGGGAGCUUGAUGAAUGUGUGGCAUGUUCGAUGCCAGUUGGAACUUGGAAGGCGAGUGAGUAGUGGUAACCCAGGAGGCACCCAAGCACAACAGAGUACAUGAAGCAUGUGGAGGCGAGCACGGUAGUGGAAAUAUGUUAAGGGUAUGUGAUAGAGUUCUGUUUUGAGGCGCCUCAAAACUAGAUGUUAAGGGUGUGAUAGAGUUCUGCUGCUUUGAUUCCGCCAUGUGAAUAUGCAAGACUGCUAGGGAAGUAGGUAGUGAGGGUGAUUCUUCAAAAGAUCUUCAUGAGACCAUUAGGCAGAACUGGUUGUUUUGCUGAACCGCUUUGUGUAACUACAUCUGUAC